This is a messenger RNA of Pelmatolapia mariae (spotted tilapia), 1915 nucleotides long. RefSeq names its product glutaminase kidney isoform, mitochondrial-like. The record is from RefSeq and is a predicted model, not a curated record. Gene Ontology annotation, molecular function: protein binding; glutaminase activity. The transcript has 18 exons. Bases 1 to 1833 code for a protein of 610 amino acids. Lineage: Eukaryota; Metazoa; Chordata; Actinopteri; Cichliformes; Cichlidae. Gene Ontology annotation, biological process: L-glutamine catabolic process.
AUGCAUUGCCUGAAAAGUCUGAGGACAGCUAACCCGGGAAUCCUGCAGCUAUUUAAAAAUGCAGGGAUCUCUGCUAGAGUUGGAGCUGACAGCAUGGUUUUGUCCAGGACUCAGCAACCUGUUCUUCUCCCCUGCUGGGCAGCAGCAUCACCCCACACCCACAGAGCCUAUCAUCACCAGCAGGGCCCUGAUGUGGACCAAGGACACACCAAAAGCAGGUUGAUGUCCAGCAUGGAGGACCUGCUUUUCUACACCAUCACUGAUGGCAAAGAGAUGAUCCCUCUCUCCCAGUUCAUCUCUGCUUUAAGAAAAACAGGCUUGUUAACAUCUGACCCUCGGCUACGCGAUUGUGUCCAUCAGAUGCGACAAUCCACACAUGACUCAAUUGGGACAGUCAUGAUGGAUAAGAAGCUUUUCAGAAGGUGUGUGGGCAACAACAUCAUGCUGCUGACUAAGGCUUUCAGAAAAAAAUUUAUCAUCCCAGACUUUGAAAAGUUUGUCAACCAAAUUGAUACGAUGUAUGACAUUGCGCAUCGGCAGGAGGGAGGACAGGUGGCUGACUACAUUCCACAGCUGGCUAAGUUCAGCCCUGACCUGUGGGGUGUAUCUCUGUGCACAAUCGACGGACAGAGACACUCUGUGGGUGACACCAAGGUUCCCUUCUGUCUGCAGUCAUGUGUGAAGCCUCUGGAGUACGCCAUCGCUGUGCACGAGUUUGGCAGUGAGCACGUUCACCAGUUUGUGGGCAAAGAGCCAAGUGGUCUCAAGUUCAACAAACUGUCACUAAAUGAGGAAGAUAAACCACACAACCCCAUGGUGAAUGCUGGAGCUAUUGUCAUCAGUUCUUUAAUUAAGCCUCAUUCAAAUAAGGCUGAGAGGUUUGACUAUGUGAUGGAGUUCUUGAAAAGCAUGACUGGUACAGAGUAUGUGGGCUUCAGCAAUGCAACUUUCCAGUCAGAGAGGGAGACUGGUGACAGGAAUUUUGCCAUUGGGUAUUACCUCAAAGAGAAAAAGUGCUUUCCUGAAAAUGCAGAUAUGAUUGCAGCUCUUGACUUUUACUUUCAGCUGUGCUCCAUAGAGGUAACCUGCGAGUCAGGAAGCGUCAUGGCUGCCACGCUGGCAAAUGGGGGUAUUUGUCCAAUCACAGGCGACCGCGUGCUGAGUGCCGAGGCAGUGCGCAACACCCUAAGUCUCAUGCAUUCGUGCGGCAUGUAUGACUUUUCUGGACAGUUUGCCUUCCAUGUGGGCUUGCCGGCUAAAUCUGGCGUUUCAGGUGCUGUACUGCUGGUGGUCCCCAAUGUCAUGGGUAUGAUGUGUUGGUCCCCAGCAUUAGAUCGUCUGGGAAACAGUGUUCGUGGCAUUCACUUCUGUCAGGAUCUCGUGUCUUACUUUAACUUCCACAAUUACGACAACCUGAGGCAUUUCACUAAGAAACACGACCCGAGAAGACGAUCAGAUGACGAUGAUGAUCCAAACAAGUCAGUGGUAAACCUGAUGUUUGCAGCAUACAAUGGUGACGUCUCUGCUCUAAGAAGGUUUGCCCUUUCAGCUGUGAACAUGGAGCAGAGGGACUACGACUCUCGCACAGUGCUCCACAUCGCUGCUGCAGAAGGUCAAGUGGAAGCUAUAAUCUUUCUAACCGAGAUAUGUAAAGUGAAUCCUCACAUGAAGGACAGAUGGGGGAAUACACCUCUAGAUGACGCCAUGCAGUUUGGCCAUGAAGUUGUUGUUUCGCUCCUGCAAGAGUACCAGCGUGUGUACGAUGACAUUGACUCACUGAGCAACACAGAUGAGCAGAAAGCCGCAUUUGAUACGCUGAAGAGCAUUGUUUAAAUCUACUAGGGAUCAUGAGAGCUUGCAAUGAAAAUUAGUCUUUUUUAUUAUGUAGCUGAGAGGAAUGAAAGAGAAGUGAGAC